Messenger RNA from Magnolia sinica, 2013 nucleotides. RefSeq names its product WRKY transcription factor WRKY51-like. The transcript is spliced from 3 exons. Bases 106 to 1017 code for a protein of 303 amino acids. Lineage: Eukaryota; Viridiplantae; Streptophyta; Magnoliopsida; Magnoliales; Magnoliaceae. Gene Ontology annotation, molecular function: DNA-binding transcription factor activity; sequence-specific DNA binding. Gene Ontology annotation, biological process: regulation of DNA-templated transcription. The record is from RefSeq and is a predicted model, not a curated record.
UCUCUUCUAACUCUUCUUCCCCAAUCCAGAGCUUGAAUCUGACUUUAAUGGGAGUCUGAGAGCAAGCUUUCCAUCUCAGCCGUCCAUCUAUCAUCUCUUCUUCCAAUGGCCGUUGAUCUGAUCGGAUACUCGACGAUGCAAGAUCAGAUGGCGAUCCAAGAGGCCGCGUCAGCGGGUUUGAGGAACAUGGAGCAGCUGAUCUUUAUGUUAUCUCACCAGAACAAUCACAACAAAAGCCCCGUGGAUUGCAGGGAAAUUACAGAUUCUACCGUCUCCAAGUUCAAGAAGGUAAUAUCGAUCUUGAAUCGGACCGGACACGCCCGGUUCAGGCGCGGGCCGGCUUUGCCGCCGGCUCAGGCCCCGAUCCAGACGCCACAGACUCAAACCCUAACCCUAAAUUUCACAAAGCCGAGCCCUAAUCCCAACCCCGCCGGGGAGGUUGCGACGAGCCAGUUCCCGCCGGUGGCCAAGGAGACCUUCAGCAUCUCGCCGCCGAUGUCGUCCGCGAACUCGUCGUUCAUGUCGUCUAUCACCGGAGAUGGGAGCGUCUCGAACGGGAAGCAGGGAUCUUCGCUCAUGCUGGCGCCGGCGCCGGCCGUUUCUGCCGGAAAGCCGCCGCUUUCGUCGUCCUACAAGAAGAAAUGCCACGGUCACGGUCACGGGCACUCCGAUGAUAUCUCUGGAAAAUACUCAGUCUCCGCCAGCAGCCGCUGUCAUUGCACCAAGAGAAGGAAAUCUCGCGUGAAGAAGACGAUCCGAGUUCCCGCGAUAAGUUCGAAAAUGGCCGAUAUACCGCCUGACGAGUUCUCGUGGAGGAAAUACGGCCAGAAACCCAUCAAAGGGUCCCCUUACCCAAGGGGCUAUUACAAGUGCAGCAGCUUACGUGGCUGCCCGGCGAGGAAGCAUGUGGAGCGAGCGCCGGACGAUCCGUCGAUGCUGAUCGUCACCUACGAGGGCGAGCACCGUCAUUCCCAAACUGCCCUUCCCGAGGCAGGAAAUCUCGUGUUCCACCCGUGAAAUAUGGGGAGAGAAAAGGAGUACAAUUAUGUAAAAUCGGGGAGUUUUAGGGGUAUUAUUGUAAAUUUAAACGGCAGCGACGGAAUCCAACGUCUCUUAAUGAGUUUAUCAUUUUUUUUCUCACUUACUGUAAUCUAAAUAGAUUUGAUUCUUUCUUUUGAAAUCGUGUCCCGCGGGAGUUUGUCGUUUGCUGCACCUAUGAAGUCAACAGAGCGAAAAAAAAAAAGAAAAAAAGAAGUAAGACAGAGAGGUUGGGGUUGUUGGGUGGUGGGCCCGGGAUGUAAGUAUUCUGGGAGAAGUGGUCAAAAGACAUGAUGGUGGUGGGGCCCACCCAACAUUUGUCUUGUAGAGGGAGUUUGAUGAGGAUUCUUUCUUUUAUAAGGUGGUGGGGCCCACCUCUUUUGUCUUGAAUUGGCUGCCGCGACUUUGAGGGGUGAAAAGAUGGGGCAGGUGGGGAGUGGGCCAUGACGCAGACGUUUUGCUGUAAUACUACGCAGGAAGACAAAAGGAGAGAGGACGUAUGAUGUUGAGAAGAUGGACUUCAUGCGAGUAUACUUGCAUUAUAUUAUUUAUUAAAUGAUCGAACGGUUUUCCAAGUCAAAAGGAAGAAUAAGGCAUGCGUGUGAGAUAUUCGGCAGGGAGAAUCGCAGAGCGGCAAUGGGCGUUCACACCGUGAAACGUGGCGGUUGGGGUGGGUUACGUUGCGUGUGGCCCACCAUUAAAAUUCGAUGAUAAUUCAUUGGCGUUUCGUGUGUUGACUGUGGCCGUUGAAAGUUUUCAUUGUUUUUCCAUUGAUGAUGGUCUAUUUAGAGAGAUGGGUUGUAUUAAGUCCUUCUAUCUCCUUUGCCAUGUCAGGAAACCACAGAUCUCAUGCCCAACUUUUGGUGCUCCUUUGAUUUGAUGAUUUGUGUUCUUUGUAUGGUAAAAGGAUGGUUGGAUUUAUGCCUUUCAUAAUUAAGAUUAUAAACACUAGAAAAUGAAUUCUGUUAUAAACAA